GCCUCAGCAGGAGGUAGGGGAGGGAAGAGGAGGGCCAUGUGCCAGAGAGCCCCUUUCCUCCCAGCCUCCAGCCAGAUGAUGUGUGUUUCUGUGGAGUGUUAGUGAAGGAGCUCUCCGCCUGCCUGUGAACAGAACAGUAUUCAGCAGUAAUUAGCAGGUGCUGUGAGAAGCCUCUCUGUUCCUACUGGACAUCAGGAGCUGCCAGGCCUCUCCAGAACCUCUCCAGCAGCCAGAGAAGAGGUCUUGAGGGUCAACGGAGCGAGGAAAGAGAGGGGCGGGUAAACCAUGGACCUGUGUGCCUCCACUCUCGAGCUGCUGGGGAUGGUAGUGUACAUGGCAGCCUGGCUGUGUGCUCUGGCCACCACCCUGAUGCCACAGUGGCUGACCCUGUCCACAGACCUCUUGCUCACAGAGAGCUAUGAGCUGGGUCUCUGGGAGACCUGCGUGGUCCAGGACAUGGGGGGGAUGGAGUGUCGACCCUACGACAGCCUGCUGGGCCUGCCUCAAGACAUCAAGGUGGCCCGUGUCUUCAUGUGUAUCUCCCUGGCUGUGGGCCUGCUGGGCCUGCUGCUGGCUAUCCCUGGUCUUCACCUGGUCAACAGCUUCAGCCAGGGGCUGGAGGGCUGCAGGGCCAAGAGGAUUAUGAAGGUGGCAGGAGGGGUGCUGGGGAUGGUAGCUGGGGUGCUUUCUCUGGUCCCUGUUUCCUAUGUCGCCCACUUGACGGUAAUGCGUUAUUUUGAUGAGUCGGUGCCGGAGGUGGUGCCGCGCUGGGAGUUUGGUGAUGCCCUGUUCUGCGGCUGGGUGGGGGGGUUCCUCCUGCUGGUGGCUGGAUUACUCCUGUUUGCAUCCUGUCUGGGGCCUCUGGCAGACCAUUCCAGGGGACCCCAGGCAGACGGAGCACCCCAGGCACAAUCACCGAAGAGAUACGAGGUCCGGAGUACAGAUCAUUCCUCCAGGAAACCUCCAGAGUAUGUCUGAGGCGAGGGGAGGGGAGAAGAGAGGAGAGGCGAUACGAGGUCCAGAGUAUGGAUCAUUCCUCCAGGAAAUCUCGAGAGUAUGUCUGAGGCGAGGGGAUGGGAGGUUUACUGGAGGAAUGAUCCAUACUCCGAACCUCGUAUCUCUUCUCUGAGGCUAGGGGAGGUGGAAGGAAGGAGAGGGGAGGGGAGGUGGAAGGAAGGAGAGGGGAGGGGUAUUCUAUUCUGGAAGGUUUAUGGAUGGUUCUGCCUCUCUUGAAAAUAGUUAAACAGCCUAAGAACCAGCCCUGGCACUCUGGCUGACUGCUUUUUAUGUCAAACCCAUAGGGAAUACCUGGAGCAACUUUCACAAUACAUUUUUUUAAUGUCAGAUUCAGAGGAAAUUGUUUGGAUGUAAACCUGCUACAUCUACACCCCAUCCUCCCCGACUCUAAAAAACCUGCUCCAGCCUCACCCCAUCCUCGCUGACUCUAUAAACCCUGCUCUAGCCUCACCCCAUCCUCCCCGACUCUAUAAAACCUGCUCCGGCCUCACCCCAUCCUCACUGACUCUAUAAAACCUGCUCCGGCCUCACCCCAUCCUCACUGACGCUAUAAAGCCUGUAUGCAACUCUUUCUGACUUUUUUAAAAUAAUGUCAAUUUAAUGUAGAAAUUAAACACUUGAUAUACAGUAAUUGCAAGAAAAAAUAGUUAUACUUAUAUAUAUAUAUAUGUUCACUGAAUUUAAGAUGUUUUUAAGAUGUUUUUGUAAAUAAUAGUUGACAAUUACAAUCAAUCAUAAAUCAAUAAUCUACUGUAAUGAAUUGAUCUGAAUAAAAUUGGUUUCCCUCCAACAUGCUGAGGUUGACAUCCAGA
Messenger RNA from Oncorhynchus kisutch (coho salmon), 1829 nucleotides. RefSeq names its product putative claudin-24. Lineage: Eukaryota; Metazoa; Chordata; Actinopteri; Salmoniformes; Salmonidae. Bases 286 to 978 code for a protein of 230 amino acids. Gene Ontology annotation, cellular component: membrane; bicellular tight junction. The record is from RefSeq and is a predicted model, not a curated record. Gene Ontology annotation, molecular function: structural molecule activity. The transcript has a single exon.